AGUCAGGGCCCCUCUUGUAAUUGAACAUUGACCCACUAGGCUCUAUUUUAUCAUCCCACAUGAAAUUUACUAAAACUCCCUACUCCCUUCCCUCUUUCCAAAAUCCAAACCACCUCUCUCUCUCUUUCCGCUCACUAGAUCGAUCACCAGAGCCAACCCUCCGAGGACCUUGGCCUUCUCUUCAUCUCCCAUAUAUAUAAACACACAGGGCGCAAUUGAAAGUUGAUCUGAAUCUCACAUAUCAAGUAUACGAAAAAAGAAAAUGCUUUCGACUCCUCCCAAAUCUUCUGUCCUGCACCACAGAAUCAACGCCAACACCACAACCACCAAUACAGCGACAACGCAGUGCCAGAAGCGGUCUCCUCUGACCUGCGCCACCAAGGUGCCCGAAAACGUGGCACGCUUCCACACCCACGCCGUUGGGCCCGACCAGUGCUGCUCUGCCGUGAUCCAGGAGGUCGCCGCCCCCGUGUCGACCGUGUGGUCCGUUGUCCGCCGUUUCGAUAACCCGCAGGCCUACAAGCACUUCGUCAAGAGCUGCAACCUCAUCGGCGGUGAUGGCGAUGUUGGCACCCUCCGUGAAGUCCACGUCAUCUCGGGCUUGCCCGCCGCCCGCAGCACCGAGCGCUUAGAGAUUCUGGACGAAGAACGUCACGUCAUCAGCUUCAGCGUCGUCGGCGGUGAACAUCGCCUCGCCAACUACCGGUCCGUCACCACUCUCCACCCCACAACAUCGGGUAACGGCACCGUCGUGAUUGAGUCAUACGUUGUCGACGUCCCGCCGGGGAACACCAACGAGGAUACCUGCGUGUUCGUCGACACCAUCGUUCGCUGCAACCUCCAGUCGCUUGCCCAGAUCGCCGAAAACUUAACCAGACGAAACAAGUCAUCGUCAUGAAAGUAACUUUUCCCCGACUAUAUAUAUAAUACUAUAUUCUCUUAUCAAUGUCGUCGAUCAUUCGCCGUCGUUUUGGUGAUUAUCCUUUGUGAGUGAUAGAGCACUAGCUACUAGUUCUCUUCCCAUCUGCCACAUAAUAUUUCUCUUUCUGUAAUACAAAUCAUCAAGAUUAUUGUGACAUAUGCCUCCACCAGUCUUUGUUCUUUUCCUGUAAUUUUUUUUUGUAAUGCAGUCGAUGACUCGAUACGGCCAUGAGCUAACCUUUCCUUUGUCA
Messenger RNA from Carya illinoinensis, 1172 nucleotides. RefSeq names its product abscisic acid receptor PYL4. Gene Ontology annotation, molecular function: abscisic acid binding; signaling receptor activity; protein phosphatase inhibitor activity. Lineage: Eukaryota; Viridiplantae; Streptophyta; Magnoliopsida; Fagales; Juglandaceae. The coding region runs from base 263 to 898 and encodes 211 amino acids. Gene Ontology annotation, biological process: abscisic acid-activated signaling pathway. The transcript has a single exon. The record is from RefSeq and is a predicted model, not a curated record. Gene Ontology annotation, cellular component: cytoplasm; nucleus.